AAUAGUUGAGCCGGGUAGCAACUUCACCUUCCUUUAUGUCAAUGUAAGGUCGGUUAUGUUUUGGAACAAACUCUUUACAUUUUCGAGUUAAUUCCUGAAUUAAGAAGCGAUGUCACUCCGAAAUUUAUCUCGAGUGUUGCAGGGCAGUUGCAGACGGCCCUUAUGGAAGAGUGUAGAGCGCGGUUACUACCUAUACUCCCCGGAACCCAUCCAUCCAUUACCGGACAGGACCCCUGACUGGAAAACAGCUGAGGAAGCCGUGCAAGUGAUUCAGUCCGGUCAGCGUGUGUUCAUCCAUGGUGCUGCAGCCACCCCUGUACACCUCAUCCAGGCGAUGUGUGAUCAUGGCAAGAGAGCUGACAUUCGCGAUGUCGAAGUCAUGCAUAUACACACAGAGGGACCAGGCCUGUACAAUGAACCGGAAUAUGAUGAUAUGUUUCGUUCCAAUUCCUUAUUUGUUGGUGGAAAUUCUCGUCAAGCUAUCAGAGAGGGACGUGCUGAUGCCAUCCCUAUAUUUCUGAGCGAGAUUCCCCGGUUAUUCAGGCAACGCAUCAUAAACAUAGAUGUUGCCCUUGUGUCCGUUAGUCCCCCAGACAAACAUGGAUUCUGCUCCCUUGGAACCAGUGUUGACUGUACAAGAUCUGCCAUACAGAAUGCUAAGUAUAUCAUUGCCCAGGUCAACAAGAACCUGCCCCGCACGUUUGGUGAUGGAAUUAUCCACCAAUCUCACGUUGACGCCAUGGUCGAAUGCGAUGAUACACUACAUGAGAUGAAGAGAGUUGAGCUGUCAAAAGAGGAAGUGAUGAUUGGAAAGCUGGUCGCUGAAAACCUGGUAGAGGAUGGGGCCACACUCCAGAUGGGUAUUGGUUCCAUACCAGAUGCAGUUCUGGCCCAGCUGGGUAACCAUAGAGACUUAGGUGUACAUUCGGAGAUGUUCUCUGACGGAGUUGUGGACCUUUGUGAGAAAGGGGCAAUAACUAACAACAAUAAAACGAUCAUGACUGGGAAGAUUGUGAGCAGUUUUGCUGUUGGAACAAAGAAGCUGUACAAUUUCAUGCAUAAUAAUCCGUUUGUAGACAUGUGUGAUGUGGCCUUUACAAACAACACCGCCGUUAUUUGCCAGAAUCCUAAAGUGACGGCCAUCAAUUCAUGUAUAGAGGUGGACUUAACUGGACAAAUAUGUGCAGAUUCUAUUGGAACCAGGAUUUACUCAGGAUUUGGAGGCCAGAUAGACUUUAUCCGCGGUGCUGCCCUUGGUCUUGACGGCAAAGGAAAACCCAUAAUUGCAAUGCCAUCCACAACUAAGCGAGGAGAAACUAAAAUUGUAUCGACAUUGCAGCGUGGAUCUGGUGUGGUAACUACACGAGCCCACGUACAUUAUGUGGUCACAGAGCAUGGUAUAGCGUAUCUAUUUGGAAAGACCUUGAGAGAGCGCGCAUACGAUUUGAUCAGUAUAGCUCACCCAGACCAUCGGGAAAUGCUGGAAAAACAAGCUUUUGAGCGCCUUAAAUGUAUGCCGGCUCCAUUCAAAUAAAAUAUAGAUCUGAAAAGUCCAUAAUGGCAUUAUUUAUAGUUGAAGUAGAUUUUAUUUUUAUAGGAUUUGUUCUUAGCUUGUUUGUUUUUACAAAUACUGAACUGGAGGUAUUCUUAUAGCCUUGGUGUUGCAAAGUGUGUGCAAACCUUGAACAAACCAGUCACAACUUCUGUUAUAGCUCUAGGUUAAAAAUCUUUCAAGAGUUAACAUAACAUUUAUGUGUAUCAUAAUAUGAAAUGUCAUAUUAAUAAAUGAACUCGGCCAUGCCACUGGAUUCACAUAUCCACUAUGACCCUAUACAAAGAAGUAACAAAUUCCAUAACUCUGGUCUUGCUUUGCCUCUUGGUAGAUUAUGAAAAACAGAGAAGUGUUUGCCUCCCAGCUUGUGGUGUUCUUGUCAUAGUUGUAGAGAAAGUUUGGUGUGAACCCAUUCCAUUAAUUUUGCUCUGAAACUUGAAACCAGAAGAUUUGGGAGGUAGAACAUUGUUGUAUUAGUUAUUAUGUAGUUGUUACACUUAUGUUAUAAUUCUUAUUUAGAUUUGACCACAACGAGGGGAAAGCGAUAUAAGCCAAAAAAAUGUUUUCAAUUCCACUGCCGAUAAAGAUAGGGUGGGUUUGAUCAGGUUUUAUUACUCAGGGUCAGCUGUGUCUAAAUAGUAUUUCUACCUUUAAAACUGUUUAUUGACACUUUAUUAUGGUAAACUUACAUUUUUAUUGACUGAAAUUCUAUUUGCAGUCAUAACAAACUAUUAUAUUUUCUAAUUAUGUCUCCCCCUCUCUGGGGGAGACAUAUUGUUUUUGCCCUGUCCGUCAGUCCGGUAGUCCGUCAGUCCGUCCGUACGUCACACUUCGUUCCGAUCGAUAACUGGAAAACCGCAUGACCUAGGAUCACCAAACUUGGUAGGGAGGUUGGUCAUGAGGUGUAGAAGAUCCCUAUUGUUUUUGGGGUCACUAGGUCAAAGGUCAAGGUCGCGGCGACCCCCAAUGUAAAAAACAUUUCCGCUCAAUAUCUUGACAAUGGUUUGACCUAGGUUCACCAAACUUGGUAGGGAGGUUGGUCAUGAGGUGUAGAAGAUCCCUAUUGUUUUUGGGGUCACUAGGUCAAAGGUCAAGGUCGCGGCGACCCCCAAUGUAAAAAACAUUUCCGCUCAAUAUCUUGAGAAUGGUUUGACCUAGGUUCACCAAACUUGGUAGGGAGGUUGGUCGUGAGGUGUAGAGGAUCCCUAUUGUUUUUGGGGUCACUAGGUCAAAGGUCAAGGUCGCGGCGACCCCCAAUGUAAAAAACAUUUCCGCUCAAUAUCUUGAGAAUGGUUUGACCUAGGUUCACCAAACUUGGUAGGGAGGUUGGUCGUGAGGUGUAGAGGAUCCCUAUUGUUUUUGGGGUCACUAGGUCAAAGGUCAAGGUCGCGGCGACCCCCAAUGUAAAAAACAUUUCCGCUCAAUAUCUUGAGAAUGGUUUGACCUAGGUUCACCAAACUUGGUAGGGAGGUUGGUCGUGAGGUGUAGAGGAUCCCUAUUGUUUUUGGGGUCACUAGGUCAAAGGUCAAGGUCGCGGCGACCCCCAAUAUAAAAAACAUUUCUGCUCAAAAUCUUGAGAACGGUUUGACCUAGGUUCACCAAACUUGGUAGGGAGGUUGGUCAUGAGGUGUAGAAGAUCCCUAUUGUUUUUGGGGUCACUAGGUCAAAGGUCAAGGUCGCGGCGACCCCCAAUGUAAAAAACAUUUCCGCUCAAUAUCUUGAGAAUGGUUUGACCUAGGUUCACCAAACUUGGUAGGGAGGUUGAUCAUGAGGUUUAGAAAACUCCUAUAUUUUGGGGGGUCACAAGGUCAAAGGUCAACGUCGCUGUGACCUCUAAUGUAAAAAAAUAUUUCCGUGCAAUAUCAGGAGAAUGCUUUGAUCUAGGUUCACCAAACUUUGAAGUGAGGUUGGUCAUGAUGUCUAGUUGAUUUUGCAAUCAGUUGGUCAAAGGUCAAGGUCACUGACCUUGAGGUGAAGAACCGGUUUCUGCUCAAUAACUCAAGAACGUUUACACCCAGGAACUUCAUACUUGGUAUGCCAGUUAGUCAUGACUAGUUGAUGGCCCCUAUUGAUUUUGGGAUCCAUCAUUGAUUAUUUCUCACCUACGACCACACAAUGGGGGAGACAUGCGCUUUUUCAAAAAAGCAAUCUCUAGUUACCGGUACAUCUUUCAUACUAUAAGACCAUGUUGUCAAGAACAAUGUUCAAUAACUAGCAUGAAUAGCGUUGUAAUUUAUCAGCACAAAAGUUAUAGCACAGUUAUGCUCCGCCUAUUUGUUACCGUUCCAAUAUUGGAGUUAAUGCAUAGACGAAAACAGAGAAAACACUCCAUGGUACAAAUGUUGCUAUAGUUAAAAGGGCAUAUCUUUUUAGAGUUGUUAUAAUCAUAUCCUACAUGAUAGCCUUCUUUAUGCUGUGUAUGGUCGGUAUUUAUAAUCAUGAGAAACUCGGAUGUAAAAAUCUAUACAGACAGCAAUGACUACAAAAAUGGAUGGCAGUGUUAUAUAACACUCUAAUGAAACAUGUGUUUUAUAGGUGAUUUUUGAAUAACAUCAUGAUAUAAGGUACUUAUCCUUUCAGUUAAAGGUGUGGUUAAUGUAAAACAGGCUGUUUAUGUUAUUUUUACUUUUUUAAUGUACAUUUAGUGAUAUUUUAGACUGCAUAUUAACCAUGCAAUAUCUAUUAGGCGAUGUAUAUAGAUCAAUGUUAAAUGACAUUGAUACAUAUGUAAUGUACAUGUUUAGUUUUAUUUUGUUAUUAUUCUUUUAUCAAAUAUGGUUUUUGGUGCAUUGUUGGAUGUAGAGAAAUUCUAGUAUAAUUUGCCUUGUUUUGAAAUGGUUGCCAUGUUGUACGUGUACAGUUACUUGUUUAAACUUAUUUAAUUUUACAACGAUUGUGAAACAAGCUGUUGCAACUUAUAAUAUUACCGUAAUCACUCUCAUUGGCAUGAUUUUGCUCGGGAGUGUGGUCUAGUGUUGUGGGGGAAACCGGAGUACCCGGAGGAAACCCACUUGUUUGACUUGGUGACCACAAACCAAAUGUGCCUAGGCUGGGAAUUGAACACAGGUUGCCUUGGUGAGAAGCGAGUGCACUAACCACUGUGCUAACUGGACAACCAGCCUUUUACAGUAACUUGAUUGUUAAUGUGCACAUAUCUGCAUCUGCAACCAAUUUGUUUUAUUUAAUCGUGUGAUGUUUCACCUGCAUAGACCAUGCUCAAGGUGAUUUUAACACAACUGUGAGAUUAUUCUUUCAUAAUAUCAUUUAUUAGUUGUUAGGUUACAUUAUUAUUUAAUAUUGUUAAAGUUUUUUGUGUUGCCUUCAAAGUAUGUCAGACAUGAAUUACUUUGUCUGGCGUUGCCUGCAUACUUUUGUUUCCAUACUUUUGAAUAAUGUUUGGUAUAGAGCCUUCAAAAUUGGUAUAUACACUGAUAAGGCCCAAAGAUGAUCCCUUUGGUUAUGGGUAAAUUCCUCCCAAGGACAAGGUCAUUGUAAGAAUCACUAGAAAAAAACAUGUGUGCUUUCGUUUACGAUCAAUUACUUUUGAGUUAUUUGGUGUAACGUCUUCAAACUUGGUAUACACACUGGUCAUGCCCAUAGAUGAUCCAUUGGGCUUUUGGUAAAUAGGUCCAAGGUCAAGGUCAAAGUGAUAUUCAUUAGAAAAAAAUGGCAUUUUUCAUUUUAUAACUUUGAAUGACUUUGUGUCGAGUCUUUACUUUGUUGAUAGUACACAUUUUAGCCACUUAGUACUUAUGAUUACAAUAAUAGUCUUGUCUGCAUAAUACAGGCAUAGUUAUGAUAGUAGAUGUUGCUGGAUUGUUUUGGUAUGAGCAUACUUAAUCAUUCACUUCGUUGGUAUUUUAGAGCAUUUUUUUAUUGCAGUUUGAUCUAAUAUGUUAUUCUAUUUAAAGUUCUGUACCAUAUUGGAAACAUAAGUGAUUUACAUGAUCUUUGCAUCUAGAUUAUCUUGUUGAGUUUUGGCUUUUAGUUGACUGCUUGUUCUCUCUUACACAAAUGUAGUACAAUGCAUAUACGGGUUGUUUAGUGGUAACUGAUCAUUUGCUAUAUAAUUUAAAAAAAAGAUGCAACUGAUUAAAAUGAUUUUUUUUGUAAGUUGCAUUUGUGUGUGUGAACAUUUUGUAAUAGUUUUGAUAUCUAGUUGUUAGUAUUUUUAUGAAUGCUGUUAUGUUUGGGUUAGAAAUUAGUUAAUAUUUGCCCUUAUCCUGAUAUUAAUCGUUUCAUCCAAUCAUCAAGUACAUGUACUAGCUAUCAAAGUUAUUGUGUCAGUUUUCUAUUCCCUUUUUAAUAAUUUCUAUAAAAUAAACAAUAAACUAUAAAAAAAAGUCCGUAAAAAUCCCUUUAAAUAUUAUGCAUUUAUUUAAACUUUACUAACUGGUAAACACUGCUUUUCAGAAUCGUCUACCUCAAAUGGUUUAUUAUUAGCUCGACUAUUCGAAGAAUAGGUGGGCUAUACUACUCGCCCUAGCGUCGGCGUCGAGAUCCAGUUAAAGUUUAAGGGCAAGUUUGGAUUUUCACUUAUAAGUCCAAUACCCUACAUUCAACUGACUUAAUACUUCAUGCAGUUGUUCAGGGCCAUCACAUGAUGAGGUUAGAUAACUCCAUAUUAUUCUUUACACAGAUUAUGGCCCCUGAUUGACUAUGGAACUUAGGUUAAAGUUUUAGGGCAAGUUCGAAUAUUUAUUAAUAACUUCUAUAUCCUUUGUUCAAUUGACUUAAUACUUCACACAGUUGUUCAGAACCAUCACACAAUGAGGUUACAUAACUCCAUAUUAUCCAAAAUACAAGUUUUGGCCCCUGAUUGACUUAGGUUAAAGUUCUAGGGCAGGUUAAAGUUUUAGGGCAAGUUGGGAUUUUCACUUAAAACUCCAAUACCAUUCAUUCAAUUGACUUAAUACUUCACACAGAUGUUCAGAGCCAUCACAUAAUGAGGUUAGAUAACUCCAUAUUAUCUUUUAUACAAAUUAUGGCCCCUGAUUGACCAUGGAACUUAGGUUAAAGUUUUAGGGCAGGUUGGGAUAUUGUUUAAUAACUCCUAUACCCUUCAUUCAAUUGACUUAAUACUUCACACAAUUGUUCAGGACCAUCACCCAAUGAGGUUACAUAACUCCAUAUCCUUAAUACAAGUUAUGGCCCCUGAUUGACUUAGGUUAAAGUUUAAGGCAAGUAAAAGUUAAGGGCAAGUUGGGAUUUUAAUAAAAAAGACUUCCAUACCGUUCAUUAAAUGCACUUAAUAAAAUUUAAAAUUAUUUACGACCAUCUUACAACAAGAAACAUUACUCCGUUUUAAGCCCAAAUACAAAUUAUGGCCUUUGAAUUUUUUAUUUUUUAUUUCCUGUGAAAGGCAUAUUUGUAUAUUCUUAACCACAUUAUUCAUAAUGGGAAAUCAAGUUAUUUGAGUUGCGUCAUUGUUUGGACCGGCUGGUGGGAGUGUAGCAUCAAAGUCACCUUAUGUAUCGAAUAAUUUUAGUUAGGUUUGACAUAAAGAGACCAAACUUGGUAUUAUUACAUCGUAAUUGUAUUCUAAGUCAAAGCGGCGUAGUCGAGCGCGCUGUCUUACGACGGCUCUUGUAUCAACUCUGGUAGAACACAUUUUGUUAAAAUUUCAAAUCAUGAUAUACAGAAGAGAGAUAAGAAAAGAACAAUUUGAUGAAUUUCCAAUUUGGUGAAACUUGAAGAAUUUUAGCCGUAUUUUUCAUUGAAAAGUUCCUGGUUAUAGAGAGGAAAAAAACUGUUGGUUGAGUGGCGGGCAAUUUACAAUUUUGUGUGAAAUUUCAUUUUUCGAUGUCAUAUAUACAACAGUUUUUAUUUGUUCUUAAUUGAUCAGAAUAUUUGUCAACAUGGUAUUUAACAGCAGUGGGAAUGUGGGUCCUCUUGGAUAAAAACUAGUUAAAAUAGUUCACCAAUGGUCAAAAACAAGGUCAAACCAGAGAGAAUAUGGGUCACCAUCGGUCAAACUCAAGGUCAGACAAGUGUGAAUAUGGGUCACCUAGGUAAACAAACAAGGUCAAACCAUUGUGAAUAUGGGUCUCCACGGUCAGACACAAAGUUGGACCAGUGCGAAUACAGGUCUCUUCAGUCGAAAACAAGGUCGGACCGGUGUGAAUAUGGGUCAUCAUUGGUCAAAAACAAGGUCGGACCAGAGAGAAUGUGGGUCACCUUCGGUCAAACACAAGGUUGGACCAGGGUGAAUAUGGGUCACCUAGGUAAACAAACAAGGUCGGACCGGUGUGAAUAUGGGUCACCAUCGGUCAAAAACAAGGUUGGACCAGAGAGAAUAUGGGUCACCUUUGGUCAAUCACAAGGUUGGACCCGUGUGAAUAUGGGUCACCUCAGUCAAACACAAGGUCAGACCUGUAAGAAUAUGGGUCACCUUGGUCAAAAACAAGGUCGGACCUGUGUGAAUAUGGCUAACCUCAGUCAAACACAAGGUCGGACCUGUAAGAAUAUGGGUCACCAUGGUCAAAAACAAGGUCGGAUCUGUGUGAAUAUGGCUAACCUCAGUCAAACACAAGGUAGGACCUGUGUGAAUAUGGGUCACCUUGGUCAAAAACAAGGUCAGACCAGUGAGAAUAUGGGUCAGUAGCAUUUACUUUUUCCUCUAAAAAUAUACAUCCUGCAAAAUCACACAUAUCAAAAUUAAAAAUCGGGCAUUAAAACCUUGUCAUAUGCAAGUAAUAACCUUGUUUUAUUAAAUGCUUGUCAUUUUUUUAUAUCAUUUUGUACUUACUUGCAUAAUCAUGUUUUUAUGUAUGAUAUAAUAAAAAUAGAGUUUGGUUAGAAUAGUUGAAAUCGUAACUAUUUCCAUAAAUUGAUAUGCCAUUUGGCUGUGUUUGUACACUCGUCUGUUGACCUAACUACCAUCUCAACAAUAUAUUUCUAAGGUAAUCAACUUUGUUAACCAUCAAGAGUGAAGAUUGUUGAUGAUAACCUUGCUGAUUUUUUUCAGUAUUUGUCAUUGGCAACAUCCAAAAAGUCGAGAGUUAUUUCAGUCAUGUAAACAUGUGUGUAUUCUCUGAUAUCCAUUCGGAACUCCUCGGCCAUUUUCCAUGGAAAACAACCACACUCCUGCUGUAUGUGGAUGGUUUAUGAUGUCAGAAAUUUCUAAUUACACUGCUAGUAGAUCGUGUAGUAAUUUCAAUUUAGCAGUUAAACCUCCAGGUAAUAUUAGUUAAUUAUGCAAUAAAACACAUCACUGGCAAUCAAUUUAAACUUAGAUAUACAAAAUGCACAUUUAAAAAACAUAACUAUUAAUUUAUACUACGGGGUAUUUUAUAAAAAAAAUUACCAACUACUUCUACUUAUGUUCGGCAUACAUCUGAGGUUGUUUUCGAUGGAGAAUGGCCGAGAAGAUCCAAAUGGUCGUAUAUCAUAAUUAUCAAUUAAGUAUGUUAUCAAUAUCUACACAUAAUCUAUCAUCUAUUUUGUUAUUCUAAACCUUCUCAUUAGAGUAAUAUGUAUUCUACAGUUUAUAAACAAGUUCUAAGUGAACAUCAUUGAUAAAACAUCAGCCACUUAAUGUCCAUGUUUGUUUAAUAUAUUGCCAUUAAUUGUCCUUUCCUUUUAGUUGUCAUUGUGGACAAUAAAGAUGAUAUUAUCAACUAAAUAAUGUCUAUAGGAAUACUUUUGUAGUUUCAUCUUCUCUUUUCUGCAUUGCUUUUUUAUUGUAGUUGCCUCAGGAACACAUUCAAUUGUAAAAGUAUUAUACAUACAAGUAUAUGAAAGUUAUUAUAUAUGACAUGGUUAUAUUUGUACACAAAGAUAAAACAUACAUAGGAGCCUGUAGGAGUUGCUUUCGUCGCUUCAAGUCACAUUGCACACUUGUGUAGCUCCAAAGAUAUUACCCCCACACACAUGAAACAUAGGUAUAUCUGUCAGCAUUAUGCACCUGCAAUUUCUGUCACAUUUCACUCAGAUUAACAAGAGUUAUGGCCCUUGACUUUGUGAAAAAUGGUCCGUAAAGUAUUCAAGUAGAACCAAAAGUGUUGCACAUACACUUGUGAAACUCUACAGGUAUGUUGCUCAGUAUGAGCUGUUGUAUACCUGCCAUUUAUGUCACUUUUCACUUGGUUUAACAAGAGUUAUGGCCCUUGACUUUGUAAAAAGUUGUCUUUGAAGUAUUCUGUUGCAAGUAGCGCCAAAAGUGUUAUACAUUCACUCACGAAACUUCAUAGGUAUGUUGGUCAGCAUGGGCUGUUGUGUACCUGCCAUUUAUGUCACUUUUCACUCGGUUAAACAAGAGUUAUGGCCCUUGACCUUGUGAAAAAAAUGUCUUUGAAGUAUUCUGUUGCAAGUAGCACCAAACGUGUUACAUAUGCACUCAUGAAACAACAGGUAUGUUGGUCAGCACGGGAAGUUUUGCACCUACAAUUUCUGUCGCAUUAUACUUGACAAGAGUUAUGGCCCUUGACUUUGUAAAAAGUUGUCUUUGAAGUAUUCUGUUGCAAGUAGCACCAAAAGUGUUAUACAUACACUCAUGAAACUUAAUAGGUAUGUUGGUCAGCAUUUCACUCGUGCUAACAUGAGUUAUGAUCCUUAACAUAUAAACUCAUGAGUCUACUGAAAUUUAAUGGGAUUGUUUGUCAAUAUAGGCCUUUGAACACUUGUCAAUUUCCAACAUUUCACUCCUAUGUUCUUCAACUUGACAUUGAACCAAAGUUGUUUGGAGGGAGAGGUUGAGGGUGUCCAUCACGACUGUUUCUACUAGUGUAAAUUCAAGUGCAUGGCAUCAUAUUCUGCUUAUAAAUGUAACUCUGACAAAACUAUGUUAUUACUGUAUCAUUAUUCAUUUUAUAGGUUUUUACAGAUCAGUAUGCAUGCCUUUGUUAUAAUGUAAUUGUGUAUUUGUUUAUGGCACAUCCUUACAUGUAUUAAAAUCUUAUACCCAAGAAA
Molecule: messenger RNA, 10462 nt
Organism: Mya arenaria
Lineage: Eukaryota; Metazoa; Mollusca; Bivalvia; Myida; Myidae
Product: 4-hydroxybutyrate coenzyme A transferase-like
Exons: 8
Coding region: 110-1534 (474 amino acids)
Biological process (GO): acetate metabolic process
Cellular component (GO): mitochondrion
Molecular function (GO): acetate CoA-transferase activity
Source: RefSeq, a predicted model, not a curated record